AUGCAUUUCUCUACUCUUGCUAGCGCUGGCCUCAUGGCAACAACGGCCAUGGCCUUCCCUCACACCUUGAACCGCUUCAGCUCCGCCAAACGUCAAGCCAGCGGUGCCCAGAACGUUGUCUACUGGGGACAAAACGGUGGCAGUGCAGUUGAGAACAACGAUCUGUCUACUUACUGUACCUCUGAUGCCGGAAUCGACAUCAUCGUCCUCGCUUUCUUGUACCAAUGGGGCAAUGGCGCUACCAUCCCCUCUGGCACCAUUGGUCAAUCUUGCUUCAUCGGCACUGAUGGCACUGGCCAGAACUGCGAUGACUUGGCUUCCGCCAUCUCCGCUUGCCAAUCCAACGGCAUCAAGAUCAUUCUCUCUCUCGGUGGUGCUUCUGGCGCUUACUCUCUCAGCUCUCAAGACGAGGCUACCACCAUCGGUCAGAACUUGUGGGCGGCUUACGGCAGCCCCAACGCAACCAGCUCUUCUUCCUCUACCAGCGUCCCUCGUCCCUUCGGCAAGACUUUUGUCAAUGGUUUCGACUUUGACUUGGAGGCCAAUGCCGGAAACGGGAACUACCAAUACAUGAUUUCCGCACUCCGCAACAACUUUGCCAAAGACCCGGUGAACAAGUACUACAUCACUGGUGCUCCUCAAUGCCCUAUCCCGGAACCCAACAUGCAAGAAGUCAUCACCAACUCUCAGUUCGACUACCUCUGGGUCCAAUUCUACAACAACGAGGGUUGCUCCACCGACACCGGCACCAACUUUGAGGAUUGGGUCAGCAACAUAGCCAACACCCCAUCAUCCGGAGCCAAGAUCUUCCUGGGUGUCCCUGCCUCUGAGGACGGCGCCACUGGUACUGCCUCUGGCGCUAAAUAUUACCUUGACCCCAACGACCUUGCUACCCUCGUUAACAAGUACAGCAACAACUCCGCUUUCGGUGGUAUCAUGAUGUGGGACGCUGGUUUCUCUGACGGCAAUACCAACAACGGUUGCACUUAUGCCCAGGAAGCUCACAGCAUCCUCACUACUGAGGAAGAGUGA
This is a messenger RNA of Talaromyces stipitatus ATCC 10500, 1032 nucleotides long. Its product is annotated as endochitinase precursor, putative. Gene Ontology annotation, biological process: carbohydrate metabolic process. Gene Ontology annotation, cellular component: extracellular region. Bases 1 to 1032 code for a protein of 343 amino acids. The transcript is spliced from 2 exons. The record is from RefSeq and is a predicted model, not a curated record. Gene Ontology annotation, molecular function: chitinase activity. Lineage: Eukaryota; Fungi; Ascomycota; Eurotiomycetes; Eurotiales; Trichocomaceae.